Belonocnema kinseyi is the source of this 2838-nucleotide messenger RNA. RefSeq names its product WD repeat-containing protein 87-like. The record is from RefSeq and is a predicted model, not a curated record. Lineage: Eukaryota; Metazoa; Arthropoda; Insecta; Hymenoptera; Cynipidae. Bases 260 to 2551 code for a protein of 763 amino acids. The transcript has 3 exons.
AACAAAGAUUGACACAACUUAAUUAUAAAAUUUAUGUCACUUAUAAGGUGAUAUGUGAAUAAUUAUAGACAUUUCUUCAGAAAUGAGAUAUUUUAUAAUAAUUAUAUCAGUCGUGGAUAAUUGGGGGAAAUCCACAAGACGCCAUAUUUAAGAGUUUUGUCACUUGUAUAUAAACACAGUUCCAGAACUAUUUAUUUUUAAAUUUUCCAAAAUUCUGUCCACCAAACGUGUCGUUUGAGAUAAACUAAAGCAUUGUUCGAUGGAUGAAGAGGAUGACUUGACAACCCCAAUCGACUCGGACGCCCAGUGGGUUGAUCUCGAGUCAAGAAAGACCUCGCAAAAGUGGGUCGACAAGAAAAUAAAAUGGCGAGACGAGGAGGUAAUCACCGUCCUCCAACUCAUACAAAAGCACAAUUUACUCAAUCGGAAUCCCACCGAUCUAGAAUUGGGAGAGAUUCUCACCGAGCCCCUAAAUAACCUCGGCUUCCAAAGAACCCCCCAUCAAAUCCACCUUAAAAUAAAAUCCUUGCGUCGAGGAUACGUGAAGUGUAAAAAAUCUGGAUGCCCGGAAGAGUCGUUGAAGGAGUGUCCCUUUUACGAUCAACUCGAUGCCAUCUACAGCAACAAGAAUCUUCUCAUCGAAGACACGAGAGACAAAGUCCUCCAGAUAUCUGAGGAGGAAAAUGACAACACCGAAGACAUCUGGACUCCAGUGGAGCUCGAAACUAUGCUCCUGCUGAUUCGAGAAAUGAAAUUGUCCAACGAAAUCACCUUGCACCUUUUCUCCCCAAGGGCUCUGCGCAAGAUCAGUUCAGCUUUAGCCGGAAACGGGUACAGCCGAAGCCCCACGGAAGUGAAAACAGCUCUGCAGAGUCUGAAAACUACUUUUCUCAACUUCAAGAAAAAUGAUCAAAGAGGCAAGAGUGCGAUAGAGUGUCCUUAUUACUGUUACUUGAAGAAAAUGUGGGAAGAGGAGUACGUGAAGCUGCCGAAGAUACCGCAGCAGAUGAAGCUCCUCAAGAGUGAUGAAAUCUGGUCCGAGGAGGAGACAGUGAUGCUGCUGACGACAAUCAAGGACCUGGACAUUGUCGAAGAAGCUUUUCAGAAUACAGAUCUCGCUGCCGGGAAAAUACUCUUGCUUUUGAACGACAGUGGCUACACGCGAACUAAGAAGCAAAUCCAGUCGAAAAUGGAGAAUCUGAUGCAGAAUUAUAUCGAGGGGAAGCGCUGUGUCGAGGAGGCGGAAGCGGUUCGGAAAUUUCCGUUCUAUUUCAUUUACGAGAAGAUAUUUGGCUCCUUUUUCGAAAACUUUGAUUUCAAAUCCUUCGGUCAACGGGAUUCGGAGGAUGAGCUCCAGAGGAGACACUCGAGAGGCUCCUGCUGGAGUUACAAAGAAACGAAAACGCUUCUCGGCUUGGUCGUGGAAUUAAAUUUGUCGCGAGCUUUUCGGGAACGAAUGACGGAGGGAGUUCUUCGGAAAUUGAUAGCGCCGAUGCAGAAAAGGGGAUACAAUAGGACCAUCUCGCAGUUUAAAAUAAAAAUGAAGAAUUUGAGAAUGCAUUAUAUCCGGUGCAUUGAAGAUGGAUGUACUGUUAGGGCGAUGACUGAUUGUCCCUUUUUUAAUGAGCUUAAUGCGAUUUAUGAAGAAUCUGAGGCUUAUUGUGCAACUCCUGAACUGAAGAUUAUUGUCCAACCGAGGGAAGAUGGCAGUGCGGAUUUGAAGAGAGUGGAGCCGGAACAUAAUUAUGUGCAAUCUGAUGUAAAGAGGGUGACGAAGUUUAGGAAACAGGUGAUAAGAACGAGGUCAUUUUUAUUGAAGAAUAUCAAUAAAGAGGAUCGGAAUACUUGGGAACCAAUCGAGACUAUCAGAGAAGUGAACGGGAUUAAGUUGGACAAUAAAGUAGAAAAUGAUCGACUGGAAGAAUUAGAAUUAGAAGAAGAGAGAGAAAUAGAUAAAGUGCUAAAAGUAAACGAUGAAAAAGAAAAUGCUAAACAUUUUUCUGAAGAAUUUUCUAAUUAUAACAAGAGUCUCGAAAACACAAAAGAAAAUGUGAUACCGAAAUUUUUGCCACCCGAAAUGGCAAUCUCAGAAAUUGACCCAAUUGCGAAUUUUGAAGAAAAGUCUCAGGUGGAAAGCUUCGAAAAAUUACCCAGGAUAAUUAUAGAAACAGGAACUUCGGAAAUUAUACCUGUGGAAAAUUUAGAAAAUUCUUCUGCAGAAGAGAAAUUUAAAGAAGUUUCGGAACCGCCUUUACGCAAAAGAAAAAUUAGUGAAACUUUGUCUGAGGAUCAGGAGGAAAAUGAAGAAAAUGAGGAAAAUGAGGAGGAGGAAAAUAAGAAUUCUAUGUCAAUUCUUAUAUUUAAAGUUUUAGAACACGAGAAAAAAAUGCAAAAACAGCAUCAAGAGUGGUUGGAACGGCAAUUCGAAAAACAGAGGGAACAUGAAAAAGAGCAGAGAAAUAUUUUGUUAAACGAGUUGAAAGAAAUUCGAGAGGCCAUAACGAGUGUCGUGAAUCAAGAAAUUGAGAAAAAAAAGAACAAUGUGGCUUAAUAGUUGCAUUUUAAAAUUAUGAGGGAAUGUCGAUUUUAGUUUAUUUAAUUUAAAUUUGAAUUUAAUAAUUGAUAUCUAAAAAUAGCAAUUUAUGCAAGACUGAUCGGAAUUUUUUAAAAAGUUUUAUAAUUGGUAUUUUUGUAUUAACUCGUAUUUAUUGUUUAUAAUUAUAGGAUUAUAGAAUAUCAAUAAUUUUACGUAAAAAUUACGUGAAAGAGUAUAUUUGUAAAUUCAGUGAUGGGCUAAAAGUAAAUAAAAAUUGGAUAUAUUUUAAGAUGUUAAAAAAA